CCUAGAGCGCAUGCGCCGGGGGAAGGAAACGCUCGCCCCGUCCUCAUGACGCGGUGGCAAACAGACAGCUGAGGAGCUCAGUGUCUGGGUCAAAAUGGCCGUGGAGAAGCGCCUGGGGUUCGCUAUUGUGCAGUUUCUACGAGACCAAACUCAUCGCAGUGCUUUAAAUUCUGAUGAGCAAGAGAACCUGGAGGUUGCGAUCCAGUGCUUGGAGACUACCUUCAAGAUCAGCUCCAGUGACUGCCAUCUUGCUGUAUCCCAGCCACUCAGAGAGAUAUUCCUCAACGCUCUGCUCAAGAACGACAACCUCACCGUACCAGAGACGUCCCCGUCUCCUGAAGACAUAGAACGGGCGGAGCAACUUAAAAAUGAAGGGAACAACCAUAUGAAGGAGGAAAACUACAGAUGUGCAGUUGAAUGCUACACAAAGGCCAUAGAUCUGGACCUAAGAAACGCUGUGUAUUACUGCAACAGAGCUGCUGCUCACAGUAAACUGGGUAAUUAUACUGAGGCGACUGGAGACUGUGAAAGAGCCAUUGGGAUUGACCCAACCUACAGCAAAGCGUAUGGGAGGAUGGGUUUCUUGCAGGACAGGUGACCUGUCCAGGGUGUACCCUGCCUCUUCUCCAUUGACCACUGGAGAUAGAUGAAGUUUCUUGCAACCCUGUUGACUACUUCCAAAAAAAGCUUGAUGUUUCUCUGAUCACUUCCCAAAAUCUUAGCAAUUUCAAGAGUGCUGCAUACUGCUGAGAGACUUUUGGUCAUUUUUACUUUUCAGAGUCAAGUUAAGCAUGGCUGAAUAAGAUAAGUUUACAGUAGUCAGUGUUCACUCUAGUGCUAUACAACUGUAACAAUCUAGCCGUUGUUAGUAGAACUGACCAGGUGUAGCAGGAAUACCGAGGAUGUCCUGGCAGUGCUGUGCAAACACCUGAGCUGUAUAUGCACUUGGACAGGAGUGAAGGGACUGGUCCACUUUACUGAGGACAACCUGCCGCAGGUUCAUCAGACCUAAAACCAACAACAUCAAAUUGAGAGAGAUUCUAAGCAUGCGCCUUACAGAGAGUUGUAGGUUUCAGAGAAUUCGGAGCGUCUGACCCGUGCUUGCUACUCUGGAUGCAAUCAGUUUGUCGAGCAAAUCAUCUGGGACCGGUGUCCCAUCCUUGUAGUGGCUUGACAUCCUUCUUAGUGGCUCCUUCUCCCAAACCCAGUUCUCCAGCAUCUGGGACGGCACUUCCACAAAGUCUGUUUCCACCUGAGUACCGCUGAAUUCUGAAAACGUGGUCUGCGUCAAACAAGAGCACAAAUUCAUCCUCUAUUGCUGGAAUAAAAUCAAACCAUGCAUAGAAUGCAACAAUGCUGAAGCUGCUAAUUGUGGAGAAUUUACACCUUGGAGCAGAGCUCAUGCAUCAUGUGGCCAACUCGUGAAAAUAUGUCUCCACUUCAUGGUGUUGGAGGAGGGAGGGCCAGCCUUUUCUCGGCUUUGUAAAGUUAGCCACCAUAGCAGUCACCGGAAACCUGCGUUUUCCAUCAGGUCCUCUGCAUCCUGGCAGGAGGCCAAAACAAGCAGCAUGGCCAUACUUCCCUUCCCUAAAUAACACGCAAGUCAGCAUUUACAAGACUAGAAUCAGAAACUCAAAAAGUUGCAGUUUGCUAUGACAAAACUUAAGAACAUAAGGAUAAUUCAGCGUUUUUAGAGGUUGCACCAUCUUUACCUUGGGUGCAAGUCCAGGUAGAACUGUCCAAUCUCCUCUCCCGUCUCGGAGUCGUGGGCUGAGUAAAGCUUGACAUCUUCGUGCCAAACGUGAGCGCCCUUGACCUCUUCAAAGGUGAGGCCCAGCAGCUCCUCGUAGAUACCAAACAGCCCUUCUGUCACCACCUCCAGGGGAAAAUACUCAAUCAGUUUGUCUUUGUUCACAGCAAACUUGCACUGCUCCACUUGGUUCAUGUAGUAGGGCAAGUCCCAGGCAUUGAUCUGCCCAUCAAACUGGAAGCCCUUCAUCAAGCACUCCCUCUUCUUCAGUGCUAGGAUGUACUUUCUCUCCUUGAUUCCAAUGGGUUUUAGUCUGUCGUGGAAUGCAUCUGCAAAAGAUGGAAAGGUGAACAGGUUUAGCAGACUAACAUCAAUGUGUGCAUAAUAAAUUUUCAGAACUCCAAGUAGUCAAUUUGACAGUCUCCCCAUGGUGUUUUUUGAUCCGUACAAGUUUCUUGUGCAGCAAAAAAACAAAAACAUAUAUGGCGCCCCCUACAGUUAAAUUCAGAGAACAAUUGCUAGAGAUCACAGAUUCACUGCGCAAUUUGGGGAUAUAUUUGUAAUGAAGUGAAGGAGUUAUAGUGCUUAUAUUGACUAGCUUACAUAUUUAGGCAUCUCAUCGUCUAAUCUGUAACUUCAAAAAAUAACGGGAAGCAAUUUGUUUUCAUCACAUCCACUGAUAAGUUACAAACUGUCCUAUUUGGGAAAAAAGACUAAUUAAAAUGUAUGUAAAAUUAUCUAUCAAAUGCAAGGCACUGAUGUUUCCUGAGAACCAGAUAUUCAUCUGUCCCUUAUUUUCACUGUUCUUUUCAUUUUUCCUUUUUUUUUUUUUACAAAUAAAAAAAAUCAACAGAAUUAUGCUUCUGUUGUAUUACAAUAUUGUUUUGUGAGAGAUUUUUGGAAUAUCUAAGGUGUCAUAAACAUGUCUGCAUUUGUAGUAAUUUCACUACACCUAUUUGUAACUGUGAAUUGGAAACCAGUUAAUCAUCACUGGUGCACCCAAUAAGUCCUCCUCUCCAGAGACGUAAUUUAAUGUAGCCUCACUUCCCAGAUGACAGAGCCCUAAAAGUCGACUGUGUAGCAACCGUGCUCAUUCAGGCCAACAAAUAUCAUUAGUUCAUAUGCUGAUGAUCUCCCAGGGGCCCCUAUAACAACAGUGUGGUUGUAUUUUAAACAUUGACCUCAUCUUGUCAACUCAUAUUCAUUACUUAAAAAUAUUUAAACCUGACCUCAUUUUAUGUAAGAUACACAUAUUAGGCACAAUUAUGUACAUAAUAUUUCUGCCUGGCGUGCAAAAUAUGGGCCAAUACAGAUUUUUGUCAUUUCUUUAACAUUUCAGUAUUGAACCAGAUGAAAGAGCCCAUCUUUAAAUAUUUAAUGUGUAAUUGAAGAGUUCAGAGUGAACAAUAAAGGUGACGAGUAAAUGUUAUGAAAUAGAUCACACUUUAAGGAAAUAUUUGUUGUAUUUAACAUAUUUCAAGUAAGAAGUGAGCAUGUAAUGAAAUAGAUCCUGUCCUAUAAUUUUAUGUAAUUGAACAUUACAGGUAACAAAUGCGAUGAUCAUCUGAGGUAAUACAUUUUACGAACAUUUGAAAAAAAUAUUUUUUAAAUAUAAAAUUAGUUGAAUAAAAAAAGGGGUCAAAAUGUAAUAAAGAUGAUCUA
Xiphophorus maculatus (southern platyfish) is the source of this 3412-nucleotide messenger RNA. Its product is annotated as small glutamine-rich tetratricopeptide repeat-containing protein beta-like. Gene Ontology annotation, biological process: post-translational protein targeting to endoplasmic reticulum membrane. Gene Ontology annotation, cellular component: TRC complex; membrane. Bases 95 to 598 code for a protein of 167 amino acids. Gene Ontology annotation, molecular function: protein binding; molecular adaptor activity. Lineage: Eukaryota; Metazoa; Chordata; Actinopteri; Cyprinodontiformes; Poeciliidae. The record is from RefSeq and is a predicted model, not a curated record. The transcript is spliced from 7 exons.